Molecule: messenger RNA, 3057 nt
Organism: Closterium sp. Naga37s-1
Lineage: Eukaryota; Viridiplantae; Streptophyta; Zygnematophyceae; Desmidiales; Closteriaceae
Source: the annotation of a GenBank genome assembly
AUGCACUGUCGGCGGCAUCAACGUUACAUGGUGAGUGCUCUCUCCCAGCCAUGGCCGCCGAGCACGUCAACUCAUUCCGACGUCCCGCUACUGUCACACACAGCCCUGUGCUCCCGUUCCCGCCCAUCUCCUUCCUCAUACCUGCACCGGCUCUCCCUGUCACCCCACUCCCUCACUCCCAUACUUCCCUGCCACCUCCCUCUCACCCAGCACCCGCAUCGCGCCGAAAUGUCGGGCUCCUCGCCACGGCUCACGGUCGCACUGCUUCUGCUGAUCUGCGCGGUGCCCGCUCCUCCCACCGCCAACGCGCAAUGGACGUAUCUUCCCCGCAUAUCUCGCGGCGCAUGGCUGCCGCACUCAUUCGGCUCCACAUCCCGCCACGUCGUUCCCGCUGACGCCGACGCCGACGCGCAACCGCUGUUCCCGCAUGCGCAGUCCAAGCUGACGUCAUCGCUCUCGCUCGCCCCCUGGAUGUUUCCCUUCGCCCGCCCGCGCUCCUUUCUCCACACCGCCUCCCGCGCGCAGUCCCCGCCAGAGACCGACACGCGUGCGCCCACAUUUUCCACGCUCACGCUAGAGCGCGACCAGCCGCCCAAACCGCCCAAGUCGCCCAAAUCACCGAAACCGCCGAAAUCUCCAAAGCCGCCCAAGUCCCCCAAGCCCCCGUCUCCCCCGAAGCCAGGGAAGUCCCCCAAGCCUCCCCCGCCCCCCCCUCCCACCCCCCUACCGCCACCGCCGGAGUGGCCAUCCACGUACGCGGGGGUCGCGCCGCUCGCGACGGACCCGCCGGAAACGCCGCUCUUCGAUGUGCAGGAGGGGUUCGGGGCGGUGGGUGACAACGCUACCGACUCGUGGGCCGCGUUCGACGGCGCGUUCCGCGCUGCGUGUGAGAGCGCGAAGGGGAGCGGCGGGCGCGCGAUAGUGCGCGUGGGGGAGGGCGCGUUCUUCCUGGCGAAGUCCAUCACCGUCAACGGGUCGUGCGGCGCUGGCCUCACGCUGCAGGUGGACGGCACCAUCUACGGGCCGCUCUCCAAGGACGGCUACCCCACGCCCUCACUCUACCUGAACGGCACUAUCAUUGGUGUCGCCAGCAACGGGCUGUUUCAGUUCCAGGGCAUGAAGGGACUGGUGCUGCGCGGGGAGGGGGCGAUAGACGGCAAUGGGAGGAAGUUCUGGGGGUCCAAGGCGCCCACGCGGCCACACAUCAUUGCGCUCAUCGACUGCCGCAACACCACCAUUGAUGGGCUGCUGCUGCGCAACCCGCCGAUGUACCACGUGUUUGGGUAUGGCACGGAGGGGCUGUGGAUCCGCGGGGUGACGACCAACAGCCCCGAGACGUCCCCCAACACGGACUCGCUCAAGCUGAUCGGUGUGCGCCACGCGCUCAUCGAGAACUGCACCUUCCAUGGCGGGGAUGACGACGUGUCACUCGUUGCCAGGGGCGCUCAGAGCGUGGUGAACGUGACGGUCAGGAACCUCAUUGCCACGGCCGGGCACGGCAUCAGCAUUGGAAGCCUGGGCGCUGGAGGGGCAGUGGCGUGUGUGUCUGAUGUGACCUUUAAGGACCUCAUUAUAUCUAACCUCGAUAACGGGCUGCGCAUCAAGACAUGGCAGGGUGGCCUGGGGAUGGUGCGCAAUGUGCGAUACGAGAAUGUGUACAUGACCAACACUGACAACGCCAUCACACUCAACCAGUUUUACUGCGACUCGCACCAGGACUUCUUCUGUGGCAUAGCGCCUGACAACGUGGCACUGGUCAACAUCACUUACUCCAAUGUCUAUGGCACCACCUCACGGUAUGGAAUGAACAUCCGAUGCAGUGCGACGGUCCCCUGUGGCGGCAUCAAGCUCAACAACGUCAACCUUGUCUCCUCCAAGGGAAGCUCUCUCCGCCCCGUGCUGCUGAAUGUGGUCAACAGCCAGGCCACAGGGGUGGUGGCGCCUUUACCGCAAGGCAUGGGGUCGUAUGCAGCACCGGAGGACGUAGGCAGGUCGCUGAUGCCGUUUCUGCAGCGCGCCGAUGAGCUGCAGAAGCACGACCCGCUCGUCGCGUACUACUGUCGGCUGUACGCGACGGACAAGGGCCUCAAGGUGUCGAGCAAGGAGAGGGGCAAGGAGACCAACGACCUGCUGCUCUCGCUGCUCGCCCGUCUGGAGAAGGACAAGGCGGAGGUGCAGCUGAGCCCCGAGGACAGUCUGCACGUGGAGGGCUUUGCAGAGCGCGUCUUUGCCAAGGCGGACAAGCAGGACCGCGCCGGCCAGGCCGACAUCUCCACGGCCAAGACGUUCUAUGCGGCGGGGCUGUUCUUCGACGUCAUGCGCCAGUUCGGCGAGCUGCCUCCUGACGUGGAGCAGAAGCAGCGGUACGCGGCGUGGAAGGCAGCUGACAUCCGCAAGGCACUGGCAGAGGGCCGCCAACCCACGCCUGGCCCGCCUGCUGCCGAUGCUGCCGGUGCUGCUGCCCUGCUCUCCGCACCUGCCGCUGCUGCUGCUCCCUCCACAGCCCCGGACAGUGCUGGUGGGGCUGGUCAUGCGACACAGGGAAGCCAGCAGCAGCACGACAUCCUGGGUCUGCCGGUGCCGCCCUCAGUGCAGCCUCUCCGCGCCGACCGCAGUGGAGCAGCGCCAGGGGGGAGUGGGGCAGCAGCAGGGGGAGGGGGUGCUGGUGGGGGAUGGGCACAGGGAGGCGCGCAGCAGGGGCUAGGGGUGGGGCGACCCCAUGGGGGUGGCGCUGCAGCAACAACAUCGUCCCUCGGCCCUGCAGGCGCAGGCGCACCAGGAGCAGCAGCUGCUGCCCCGUCCUCCUUCUCAGCCCCCCUGCCUACUGCAACGCAGCCCGCUGUCAAAGCCACCACAGGAGCUGCUGCAAGCACAGCCACAGGCACAAGUGCAGGCUCGGGCACAGGCAUGGGAAUGGGGGGGCAGGCCCCACCAGCGGGUAAGGUGGGGGACGCCCACCGCGCUGCGCGCUUUGCUGUGAGUGCACUGGCAUUUGAUGAUGUCCCCGCUGCUUUAGACUACCUCAAACAGGCCCUGCGGUUGCUGGACGGGAUGUAA